Messenger RNA from Penicillium brevicompactum, 1401 nucleotides. RefSeq names its product UDP-N-acetylglucosamine--dolichyl-phosphate N-acetylglucosaminephosphotransferase. Gene Ontology annotation, cellular component: membrane. The coding region runs from base 1 to 1401 and encodes 466 amino acids. Gene Ontology annotation, biological process: dolichol-linked oligosaccharide biosynthetic process; protein N-linked glycosylation. The record is from RefSeq and is a predicted model, not a curated record. Gene Ontology annotation, molecular function: UDP-N-acetylglucosamine-dolichyl-phosphate N-acetylglucosaminephosphotransferase activity. The transcript is spliced from 3 exons. Lineage: Eukaryota; Fungi; Ascomycota; Eurotiomycetes; Eurotiales; Aspergillaceae.
AUGCAUAACCCGAGUCCCCUCUCCCGCUCGGAGACGUGGUGUCUACUGGCCCUUGUGGGCGCCGGUCUGGGGAUCCUCAAUGCUACGUUCCAAGGCGAUGGAGCGCCACUUGUCGCUUCGAUCGCUAUAUGUGCCAUUGUGUUCGCGGCAGCUUUUAGCCUAAUACGAUGGCUCGGGCCUGUAUUUUUGAAGGCGGGAUUGAAGGGCAAAGAUAUGGCGAAGCCAAGCCGGCCCGAGAUCCCAGAGACCAUGGGCGCAGUAUGUGCAGUGGUCUACUUGAUGGCACUCAUUGUGUUUAUCCCUUUCGCAUUCUACAAGGAUAUUGUAGCUGCCACAUCCGGCGGUGGAAACCGCGAUGUUGUCAUUGAAUCGCAGCAUAUUGAGAACGGUCGAUUCUUGCACCGAUUCCCGCACGGCAAACUUGCCUCCUACCUUUCUGGUCUGUUGUCCCUACAGUCAGUUGUCAUCCUGGGAAUCGGUGAUGAUCUUUUUGAUAUUCGCUGGAGGCACAAAGUCUUGAUCCCUGCAUUCUCAGCUAUUCCAAUGCUUGUCGUAUACUUUGUUGACUUCGGUGUCACGCAAGUCGUCGUCCCCGUACCGCUCCAGCCAUACCUAGGUGACGCCGUCGACCUCGGAUGGCUGUACUACGCGUAUAUGGCAGCAGUCGCGAUCUUCUGCCCCAAUGCUAUCAACAUGCUAGCAGGCAUCAAUGGUAUCGAGGUCGCGCAAUCACUAGUGAUUGCCACCCAGUUACUCUUCAAUGAUGCCAUGUAUCUCGCGCCCAUUACGCCCUACCCGCACCCUGCCACCGAUUCCCAUUUGUUGUCGAUAUACUUUCUGCUACCCUUCAUUGGUGUUUCAGCAGCUCUUCUGUAUCACAACUGGUACCCGUCAAAAGUUUUCGUUGGCGAUACCUACUGCUAUUUCGCAGGCAUGGUCUUCGCUGUGGUCGGCAUACUAGGACAUUUCAGCAAGACCCUACUGUUGCUGUUCAUUCCCCAAAUCUUCAACUUUGUCUACUCGGUUCCUCAACUAUUCAAGCUCAUCCCUUGCCCUCGGCAUCGGUUGCCCAAAUUCAGCGCCUCCACCGGGCUUUUGGACGCUUCUGUCACAGAGUGGACGAACCCGCCAUCGCCAUUGGUUGAUCUAGCAUUACGUCUCUUGCAUGCAGUCAAACUAGUGCGCAUCACGCAGGACGAGCAAGGUCGGAUCACCGAGUCGACAAAUCUCACCAUCUUGAACUUGUGGCUGGUAUGGAUGGGCCCCAUGCGGGAAGACCAACUCGCGUGGCACAUGGUUGCAGUGCAAACCGUUUGUGGACUCAUUGGUUUGUUUGUCCGACACCGACUUGCAUUGCUCGUCUUCAAUCACGAUAACAGAGAGUUUGGGUUCAUAGCAUAG